AUGAAAUUAGUUAAAAUAUGUGGAGUUAAAACACUAGAAGCAGCAGAAACAGCAAUAAUACAUGGAACAGAUCUAGUAGGAUGUAUAUUAGUCCCCAAUAAACCAAGAACUAUUCCACCUGAAGUAGCUAAACAAAUUUCAAAAUUAGUUAAUCAUGGUCGACCUAAAUCAUUAACUUUAAUCCUGGAAGAAAUAAAGAAUUCAACGAAGGAAUUUGAUUCACCUAUAGAAUAUUUUGAAUAUAUUAAAGAUAUACUAAUAGAAAACGGACCAUUUUUAGUGGGAGUUUUUAAAAAUCAAUCACCAGAAGAAGUUUCAAAAAUUGCCCAAAAUUUAAAUUUAGAUUUUAUUCAAUUACAUGGAAAUGAAAAUUUAAAAGAUUAUUUAAAUUUAGGAUUUGGAGUUAUAAAAAGAUAUGUAUUACCAAAAGAUUUAGAAAUUUUAAAAAAUGAUAGUAACUACGUUAUGAAUGAAAAAAUUUUAAGUUUACAAUUAUUAGAUUCUGAAGAAGGUGGUGAAGGUAAAAAAAUUGAUUGGGAAUUUAUAAAAAAUAAUUUAAAUUUUACAAAAUCUAUACUUGCAGGUGGUUUAAAUCCUGAAAAUGUUAUUGAAACUAAAGAUAUACCGAAUAUAUUAGGAUAUGAUGUAAGUGGAGGUGUUGAAACAAAUGGUUCAAAAGAUUUAACUAAAAUUACAAAAUUUAUAAAUGCUGGUAAAAGUAUUUAA
Lodderomyces pseudojiufengensis is the source of this 726-nucleotide messenger RNA. RefSeq names its product phosphoribosylanthranilate isomerase (gene TRP1). The transcript has a single exon. Gene Ontology annotation, molecular function: phosphoribosylanthranilate isomerase activity. The record is from RefSeq and is a predicted model, not a curated record. Gene Ontology annotation, biological process: L-tryptophan biosynthetic process. Lineage: Eukaryota; Fungi; Ascomycota; Pichiomycetes; Serinales; Debaryomycetaceae. Bases 1 to 726 code for a protein of 241 amino acids.